Molecule: messenger RNA, 1560 nt
Organism: Saccharomyces mikatae IFO 1815
Lineage: Eukaryota; Fungi; Ascomycota; Saccharomycetes; Saccharomycetales; Saccharomycetaceae
Gene: GDA1
Product: guanosine diphosphatase
Exons: 1
Coding region: 1-1560 (519 amino acids)
Biological process (GO): protein N-linked glycosylation; nucleoside diphosphate catabolic process
Cellular component (GO): membrane; Golgi apparatus
Molecular function (GO): UDP phosphatase activity; GDP phosphatase activity
Source: RefSeq, a predicted model, not a curated record
AUGGCGCCCAUCUUUAGAAACUAUCGGUUUGCUAUCGGUGCGUUUGCCGUCAUCAUGCUUAUUUUAUUGAUUAAAACAUCUUCCGUAGGUCCAAACUCUAUUGCGCGUACGGUUUCACCCACUGCUGAAAUUCCAAAGACGCCGGAUGAUGCCUCUAUUUCGCCCAUCGAUGGAACACCAGAUUACAUUCAAAAUCCAAAAACAGAAGAAAAUUUCCCCGGGCUGGCUGACGUCGUCGAGUCACAAACUGGUCAAACAUGUACCAAAGAACACAGGUAUGUUAUCAUGAUUGAUGCCGGUUCUACUGGUUCCAGAAUACAUGUAUACGAGUUCGACGUUUGUACCUCCCCACCUACAUUGAUUAAGGAAAAAUUCGAGAUGUUAGAACCUGGUUUAUCUUCAUUUGAUACUGAUUCCGUUAGCGCUGCUAAAUCUCUAAACCCACUAUUGGAGGUAGCAAUGGAGUUUGUUCCUUCUAAGGCAAAAAAAUGUACUCCGAUUGCUGUGAAGGCUACCGCAGGCCUAAGGCUUUUAGGCACAGCUAAAUCUUCGAAAAUUUUAAGUGCUGUAAGAGAUCAUUUGGAGAAGAAGUAUCCUUUCCCAGUGGUUGAAGAUGACGGUAUUUCCAUCAUGAGCGGUGAAGAAGAAGGUGUUUUUGCCUGGAUUACUACGAACUAUCUAUUGGGCAACAUUGGUACAGAUGGUCCUAAAUUACCUACUGCUGCCAUUUUUGACCUAGGCGGUGGCUCUACACAGAUUGUUUUCGAGCCUACCUACUCACCAAAUGAAAAAAUGAUCGAUGGUGAGCAUAAAUAUGAUUUAAAAUUCGGUGGUAAAAACUACACCUUGUAUCAAUUUUCUCACCUCGCUUAUGGUUUGAAGGAAGGUAGAAAUAAGAUCAACUCUGUUCUUGUAGAGAAAGCAUUGAAGAAUGGUGAAAUCAAAGAAGGUGAUAACGAGAGGACUCAUACAUUACUAUCUCCAUGCUUGCCGCCUAAAACUAACGCCACAAAUGAAGUAGUUAAACUAUCUUCUAAGAAAACUUACACUAUUGAUUUCAUAGGGCCCGAUGAACCAACUGGUACACUAUGUAGAUCUUUGACUGAUCAAAUUUUGAACAAGGAUGCUGCAUGCCAAACUCCUCCAUGCUCUUUCAACGGUAUUCAUCAACCUUCAUUGGUUCGUACUUUCAAAGAAUCGAACGACAUGUACAUUUUUUCUUACUUUUACGACAGAACCCGUCCACUAGGCAUGCCGUUGUCUUUCACUUUAAAGGAAUUAUGGGAUCUGACAAGUGCGGUUUGUAAAGGCAAAGAAACUUGGAAAAGUGUCUUUGGCAGCAUUGAGGGAUCCUUGGAUGCAUUGGAAAGUGACCCACACUUUUGUCUGGAUUUGUCCUUCCAAUUAUCUCUAUUACAUACAGGGUAUGAUAUUCCAUUAGAAAGAGAACUAAAGACUGCAAAGAAAAUUGCCGGUAAAGAAAUUGGUUGGUGCCUAGGUGCGUCAUUACCGUUAUUGGAAUCCGAUAACUGGAAAUGUAAAGUCAGUCUAGUUGAAUGA